Molecule: messenger RNA, 2822 nt
Organism: Paramisgurnus dabryanus
Lineage: Eukaryota; Metazoa; Chordata; Actinopteri; Cypriniformes; Cobitidae
Source: RefSeq, a predicted model, not a curated record
CUGGAGACGCGCACCUGUUAAAUCCAGAUAAACUCUAAUAUAUUUCUGCUGAGUGGCUGGUUUUGUAACGGACCUCGUCCAGAAACAAAACUGAACAGUUUUUUUGUGACAUAAAGUGUUGUUUUAUAAAGAUUUAUUUCAUUUUGUGCUUUUGCUGCCGCGCGCGUAUGAUGGAUUUACGCAGGUAUUCGAAAGAAAAUAACCUGCGUUAUGCUUUUGGAGAGUCUGGAGCUCAGACAGUCUUUGGACUCCUCACAAGGACUAAAGAAGAGGCCAUCUGGAAACCUAUCACAGAUGUGUCAGACACAAACUGCUCUCCGCUGGUUAACAGAAUGCUGUUCUCUCCAGAGCAGCAGGACUCUACUUUGCCCAGCGUUGAUCAGCUCAGCCUGGGCCUGCUGUCUCUGAGCCUCCCGUGCUGGAGCCGCCCGGAAUCCCACCGCCUGACCCAACCCUUCGCCCAGACACCCAUGCUAAAUCUCUUGGGCGAUUCGGGUCAGCAGCAGGAUUUUCAUAUUCAUGAGUCGGCAGGUGGGAGCGCCACACACCAGCGGUUCUCCGGAUAUAGUCAUAUGACGAACAUCCCAGAACCUCAUUCGCUGUUGCGUUGUGGAUCCAGCAGCCCUGUCAACUCUGAGACCAGCGGUGUCUCUUCCGGAUCCGAUCACUUGGUUUCUUUGAGAGUUUCAUCUCCGCAGCCCCCGCUGCUGCCCAGACUGCAGUCAGAGGGUCGGAAACUGGGAACAGAUGCUCGUCUGGAGCCCACAAUCACCCCGACUUUCAGUGCUCGGGCUGAAGGCUUGGUGCCUGAAUGCUGGUCCGUGGGGUCAGGCUGGCUCGGCUGGGACACUUUUGCUUUGAACAAACCCGCUUUCUGCAUCGAGAGAGAAGCUAAACUUCACAAACAAGCUGCAGCGACAAAUGAGGCCACCUACACCUGGGAAGGACAUCUUCCUCCCCGACACUACAAAAAUCCUGUUUACUCCUGUAAGGUGUUUUUGGGAGGUGUACCAUGGGACAUCACAGAAUCGAGUCUGUUAAACACAUUUUGUGUUUUUGGUCCACUGAAAGUUGAGUGGCCUGGCAAAGAGAGCAAACAUCCACGCUGCCCUCCGCAAGGUUAUGUGUAUCUGGUGUUCGAUUGGGAGAGGUCUGUGAAGACGCUUUUGCAGGCCUGUACUCAUCACCGUCUGCAGUCAGAUGACUACAUUGAGUUCUACUACAAACUGUCCAGCAGGCGAAUCCACAGCAAAGAUGUGCAGGUCAUCCCAUGGGUGAUCUCAGACAGCAAUUUUAUCUGUUGUCCCUCCCAACGCCUUUGCCGCAAUAAGACCGUGUUCGUGGGUGCUCUGCAUGGCAUGUUAAAUGCAGAAGCUCUGGCCCACAUUAUGGACGAGCUCUUUGAAGGCGUUGUGUACGCAGGCAUCGAUACAGACAAGCACAAAUAUCCCAUAGGUUCUGGAAGAGUGACCUUCAGGAGCCAGAAAAGCUACUUGAAAGCUGUGACCGCAGCAUUUGUGCAAAUAAAAACCUGCAAGUUUACCAAGAAGAUCCAGAUUGACCCGUAUCUGGAUGACUCCCUGUGCCAAAUAUGCAACAGUCAGCCUGGACCAUUCUUCUGUAGAGCCCAGGCAUGUUUUAAAUACUUCUGUCGCUCGUGCUGGCAUUGGAGACACUCUAUGGAUGUGCUGAAGAACCAUCAGCCUCUUAUGCGAAACCAGAAGACCCUGAAUCCCAACUAAACCCACAGAAGAUCCACAGUAACGGUUGUUCUGGAAGCAACUGUGGGAUUCACUGUUUUAGGGAAGACUUUUAGUGUGAGUCUGAGGAAACAAGGAUGUUUUUCUUGAGGAAGUUCUUGCGUUGUUGCACCUGCAUGAGUUCUCGUUCAUUAUGGCUCUAUGCACCAAGGGGUUCGAUGGUGACCCAUUUGCACAGUUAACCAGGCGGCCAUCGUCAUGGAGAUGACCCUAGGAAUUUAAAGGUGGUCGGAGAAUACUUGCCACCUAGAUUUUAAAAGUUCUGAUUUAGCGCAUGCAGAGAAUAUAAGUUUAAUAUCUUGAAAGUCUGACCCUCUAAUGCAGGCAAAUGCCAGUUGGUGCCUUUGGCUUUUCAUUUGUUAUUGCUUUUCUAGACAUUUAUUUAAUAUUUAAUUUAAUUAGAUUUUAUGGCCUGGUCUGCUUUUGAUUUUUAGUCAUUAAGUACUUUUACUCGCUUUUCUACCUGCUGGUUUGGGUCACACCAUAGAAAUAUUAAUCCAAUAGUUUUUUUUUUUAGUUUUCCUGCUCCAAGUGUCUUGUCCUGUUGAGCCAUUUUUUAACAGUGCUAUAUGAUUGUUGAGGAUCCUGGCUUGUGAUAUGUUGCAGGAAGUAUGACAUCACAGCUGGCUGAUGCUGUUGCUUAGCAACCACUUGCCAUCAUUCAACCAUUAGAUCAGAUACAAGUUAACCCUAGGAUAUAUUUUGGCCGCUGAGAUUAUGCUGUACAUAGUUUUAAUCAAAUUGUUGUACUUUAUUAACGUAGCACUGGGGAAAAAAGGUUUGCCAGUGGUUUUAUAUUUAAUUUGAGCAGAAUGAGGGCAAGUCCUCACUGUUACAUUGACCUUGAGUUGUGUGUUUGUGUUAAACAAAAAAAGUGUCUCUUAAUCUUUAAGUAAAUCUGUUUAGCUGCAUUAGUCUCUUUUUCUUGUUGCCUUUUACAGCUGCUUUUUAGGAUUUAAAAGUCUCUACCUCAUUGCUCUGCAAGUGUUGCUAUGGUUAUUUACAAAUGGAGAUGAUGUUCAGAUUGGACAAAAUAAAGUUGUUAAAGCAUUAAACCAUUGC